AUGUCUGCUGCGGCCAGCAGAAACACAUCUCCCUCACCCUCUCCAUCUCCAAUCACCGCAAAUCGACGGGUAGCCAAAUUAAACCUCUACCUUCAAAGAUCCGCUAAAGCCUCAACCGAACAGCUGCAUCGUGGAGCCGAUGCGACCUCCGUCUCUCCCAAAUCUACAUUCAUCAAGAGAUGGGAUGGCAAUCGAAGGACGACCGCCAAGUGGGAUUCUCUACGCAGGGAUUCCGAGCUUUGGCUUCCGAACGGCGACUGUCUUGUCCACUUCAACGAACGAGGCCAGUCCAGGCGAGGGCCUUCUUUGAGACUCUCCCUCGCAGAAAUCGAGUCCAGCGACUGCCGACCCCUUAUUGAGCGUUGCUACGCCCCCUUCGUCCCAGGAACCCCACCUGUAUCUUCAUCAGACUCCGACAAAUUCUCCGACUCUUCGGAGGAGGUCAAGUUCGGAUCAGCAGUUCCACAGCAUGAGCUAUACAUCCCAGCCCCGACACACUUGAGCAGGGAAGAAGCUUUCCAGUACCAUCUGACAACACGGAACUUCUUCGCGUGGAUGUAUGGAAAACCUUUGGUCGGUGGUCGUUUUGGAGAUGCUAUGCUUGCCCUUUUUGGCCGAAUGCAAGAGUUCCGGUCCUCCAACGAAGAUGACAAUCGAUACGACAUCCUCGAAUACAUUGACAGCCAGGGAUACACAGACUUCCGUGAUUGCCCGGAUCACGCUCUGGCUACCCUCCAACUCGCCGAGAGAUUGCAAGACCGUGACCUGUGGACCGAUGCGUUUGUACACUGCGCAGGCAUGUGGGAGCACUUGGAUGAGAGUGUAGAAUUUGAGUAUGUUUCACGCACAUCACAGGCUCUCAUAUCAAGAGCCCAUCUGGAAAUGGAUCUACGACUGGAACGUGCUGGGUCAUCGUUGGGUAACUUUUUGGAGAAUGAUCUAAGUGGCGCGCUCGGGUUAGGAAAGGAAGCUCAAUUGCAUCUGGAACGAUUCAGGUCUUUCUUACACACGUUCUAUGUUGGGCAGCACGGAUACUGGCCACCAACUCCACUGGAUGGCAGUAGCUGUGGAUUGCCAAAAGAAGUCUAUCGCUCGAUGUACUCCGACUUUCGGAAUCUGUACGAAUAUCUGUGCGACCCUACUUCGGGAACCUCAAUCCAAGACAACAAGCCCGUCGACGGCGGAAUUUGUGUCUACCAGAACGUUGUGGCUUUCGACAAGAGGCACAAAUAUACCGCGCUUCCACAUCCGCUUCCUUUGGUACCAAAGGUUCCUGCUCCUGUGAAAAAUCGUUCAACGUUUGGCAGGAUGUUUGGCGGCAAGCGAGCCAACACCGAAAGGCGGCUUUCAGCUUCCGAUGCUCUCUGUGCUGCCUCCAAUCCUUACGAUGAUGGCGUCAUGAAAUGUGGUCUUGUCCGUGGAUAUCUGCGCUUCGAGAAAGAGUGGACCAUGCUGGAGCAGUCAACGGUUUCCUGCGCAGAUGCGCGAAAGGUUCGCUGGAUAUUGGUGUACGCAAUCCUGCAAAUUCUCAUCUCAGUCACCCAGGCGCCGCAAGAAGUCAAAGACACAGAAGGGGUUUCAUAUCCAUUGUGCUGUCAGAUUGGUGGCACGCCGCCUUGGAAGACUGGCGAGAAGAAGUCAACGAGGCCAGCAUUGGCACCUUUCAAGACCGCUUCGCUUAGGGAGAGGCUUCUCGCGCUUGGACCUGAUAUGGACAUCCUUUCCGCCAAGCCAGCCCCUCUCGUGGUGCCACUAAAGAGCAGCAAGAGGUCGUCUUGGACGCCGUCUACCCCACGGAAACAUUCCGUCGUCCACAACAUCCCCCUCAACUCACCCAAGCCAAUCAGGACAGCAUCGUGGGAGAUUCUCAACCAGAAAUUCGGUGAUGUCAGCCCAAUCGACUACACCAAUAGCCCAAUACAACAUGGUGAUGCCGGUACUAUUCAACAGAUUGGCAGCCACCGAUCGAACCCAACCACUCCGUCAACAAGUGAGAACGGAUCAGGCCGGGACGGAUGGAGUGCAAACUCCAGUGAUGACGAAAUGGACCAUCACAGCGUCAAUGGCGGUGACAGUAAUUACGGGGACGAUGAGGACGAGGAGCUUCACGCUACAGGAAAGUCUUCCAAGACCCCAUCCAUGAAAAGGCACUCCUUUGGGAGCUUUCGACCGGCUACCUGCAACCCGGAAGUGGAUCAGUACAUUCGAUCUUGA
Letharia columbiana is the source of this 2214-nucleotide messenger RNA. RefSeq lists its product as uncharacterized. The record is from RefSeq and is a predicted model, not a curated record. NCBI's taxonomy places the organism in Eukaryota, Fungi, Ascomycota, Lecanoromycetes, Lecanorales, Parmeliaceae. The transcript has 3 exons. Bases 1 to 2214 code for a protein of 737 amino acids.